AUGAACUUGCCGCCUGACAAAGCCCGGCUGCUGCGGCAGUACGACAACGAGAAGAAGUGGGAGCUCAUCUGUGACCAGGAAAGAUUUCAAGUGAAGAAUCCUCCACAUACAUACAUCCAGAAGUUGAAGGGCUAUCUGGACCCGGCUGUAACCAGGAAGAAAUUCAGAAGACGAGUCCAAGAGUCUACUCAAGUACUCCGAGAACUGGAAAUUUCGUUAAGAACUAAUCACAUUGGAUGGGUCAGGGAGUUCCUGAAUGAAGAAAACAAAGGCCUGGAUGUUCUGGUGGAGUACUUGUCGUUUGCCCAGUAUGCAGUCACGUUUGACUUUGAAAGUUUGGAGAACAAUGUGGAAAACUCGAUGGACAAGUCCAAACCUUGGAGCCGGUCUAUUGAGGACCUGCACAGAGGCGGUAAUUUACCCUCGCCAGUUGGCAACAGCAUUUCCCGCGCUGGCAGACACUCAACUUUACGGUAUAACACCUUGCCAAGCCGAAGAACACUAAAAAAUUCCAGAUUAGUGAGUAAAAAAGAUGAUGUUCAUGUCUGCAUCAUGUGUUUACGGGCCAUAAUGAAUUACCAGUAUGGAUUCAAUAUGGUCAUGUCGCAUCCACAUGCCGUUAAUGAAAUUGCACUAAGUUUGAACAACAAGAAUCCCAGGACAAAGGCCCUGGUCUUGGAACUUUUGGCAGCUGUUUGCCUCGUCAGAGGAGGGCAUGAAAUAAUUUUAUCUGCGUUUGAUAACUUCAAGGAGGUGUGCGGAGAGAAACAGCGCUUUGAAAAGCUGAUGGAGCACUUCCGAAAUGAAGACAACAAUAUAGACUUUAUGGUGGCCUGCAUGCAGUUCAUCAACAUCGUUGUCCACUCGGUGGAGGACAUGAACUUCAGAGUCCACCUGCAGUAUGAGUUUACGAAGCUCGGCCUGGACGAGUAUUUGGAUAAACUGAAACACACAGAAAGCGACAAGCUGCAGGUGCAAAUUCAAGCUUACCUGGAUAACGUUUUUGAUGUGGGAGCUUUACUGGAGGAUGCUGAAACCAAGAAUGCAGCCUUGGAAAGAGUUGAAGAACUGGAAGAAAACAUUUCCCAUUUAUCUGAAAAACUCCAAGAUACGGAGAACGAAGCCAUGGCAAAGAUUGUGGAACUGGAAAAACAACUUAUGCAAAGAAACAAAGAACUGGAUGUGAUUCGGGAAAUCUACAAAGAUGCAAAUACCCAAGUUCACACCUUGAGAAAAAUGGUGAAAGAAAAAGAAGAAGCCAUCCAGCGACAGUCAACGCUGGAGAAAAAAAUCCAUGAACUGGAGAAGCAGGGAACCAUUAAGAUCCAGAAGAAAGGUGAUGGUGACAUCUCUAUCCUUCCUGUUGCUCUGGCCUCUGGGAUGGUGCCGGCAGGGUCAGAGGCUGUGGCUGGCACAUGUGUCGCACCAGUUGCUGGAGCUGCAUCUUCAGUGCCAUUGCCACCACCUCCACCACCAUUACCCGCCUUAGCAGCAGCAUCUGAGGCAGUGCAAAAUGGUCCUGUGUCAGUGCCGAUGCCGCCACCUGCUGAAAUGCCGACUCGAAAGCUGCAGUCUGGGCACGCGGGGUGUUUUUCAGCGGUUGGGGAAUUUGUCAUUUCUUCUCCUCUGCUGUCUUUAGCUGUGAAAAUCAAGAAGCCGAUCAAGACCAAGUUCCGCAUGCCGGUGUUCAACUGGGUCGCCCUCAAACCCAACCAGAUCAAUGGGACAGUCUUCAACGAAAUAGAUGACGAAAGGAUCCUGGAGGAUUUAAAUGUGGAUGAAUUUGAAGAAAUAUUCAAAACAAAAGCCCAAGGUCCAGCCAUUGAUCUUACUUCAAGCAAGCAAAAGAUAACUCAGAAAGGGUCAAACAAAGUCACGUUACUGGAUGCCAACAGGGCCAAAAAUCUUGCCAUUACUUUAAGAAAAGCUGGAAAGACAGCAGAUGAAAUAUGCAAAGCUAUUCACGUGUUUGACCUGAAGACGUUGCCGGUGGAUUUUGUUGAAUGCCUCAUGCGGUUCCUGCCCACCGAGAAUGAAGUGAAAGUGCUGCGGCUCUACGAGCGGGAAAGGAAACCCAUCGAGAACCUGUCUGACGAAGACCGGUUCAUGAUGCAGUUCAGCAAGAUUGAGAGGCUGAUGCAGAAGAUGACCAUUAUGGCGUUUAUAGGCAACUUUGCAGAAAGCAUCCAGAUGCUGACCCCGCAACUUCACGCAAUAAUAGCUGCAUCUGUCUCAAUAAAGUCAUCCCAAAAGCUUAAGAAAAUACUGGAGAUAAUCUUGGCUCUUGGAAACUACAUGAACAGCAGUAAACGAGGAGCUGUGUAUGGAUUUAAGCUACAGAGUUUAGACCUGCUCCUAGAAACAAAGUCAACAGACCGAAAGCAGACCCUGCUGCACUAUAUUUCAAAUGUGGUCAAGGAGAAGUACCAGCACGUAUCCCUCUUUUACAAUGAACUUCAUUACGUGGAGAAGGCUGCUGCAGUGUCUCUUGAAAACGUCCUCUUGGACGUGAAGGAACUGCAGAGGGGCCUGGAUCUGACGAAGCGUGAGUACACCAUGCAUGACCACAACACGAUGCUGAAGGAGUUCAUUCAGAACAACGAAGGGAAGCUAAAGAAACUGCAGGACGAUGCCAAAAUAGCCCAGGAUGCCUUUGAUGAUGCUGUGAAGUACUUUGGGGAGAAUCCCAAGACGACACCCCCCUCCGUCUUUUUCCCAGUGUUUGUCCGGUUUGUGAAGGCCUACAAGCAAGCAGAAGAAGAGAAUGAGUUGAGAAAAAAGCAGGAACAGGCCUUAAUGGAAAAACUUAUGGAGCAAGAAGCAUUGAUGGAGCAACAGGACCAAAAGUCUCCUUCACAUAAAACAAAGAGACAGCAGCAAGAGCUGAUUGCAGAGCUCAGACGGCGGCAAGUCAAGGAUAACAGGCAUGUGUACGAAGGGAAGGACGGUGCUAUUGAAGAUAUUAUAACAGAUCUUAGAAACCAGCCGUACCGACGGGCCGACGCGGUGAGGAGAAGCGUCCGGCGGCGCUUUGAUGAUCAGAACUUGCGCUCUGCAAACGGUGCUGAAAUAACCAUGUGAGCUGGAGACGUGCGGGUGUCAAGGAAAGGGGGUGCUUGAGCGAUACCUUGUCCAUGUGAACUCUAUGUUCUGCCACUCAUUUACAGCCUUGGGAACAGUAAAAUUCACCUUCUAAAGGGCUCAAAGGCCUAGAAAACGCAUAGGAACGUCAGCGCGGGGCUCUCCACUCAACCGUAGCU
Pygoscelis adeliae (Adelie penguin) is the source of this 3260-nucleotide messenger RNA. RefSeq names its product formin-like 2 (gene FMNL2). Gene Ontology annotation, cellular component: cytosol. The transcript is spliced from 25 exons. Gene Ontology annotation, molecular function: small GTPase binding; actin filament binding. Gene Ontology annotation, biological process: cortical actin cytoskeleton organization; regulation of cell shape; cell migration. Lineage: Eukaryota; Metazoa; Chordata; Aves; Sphenisciformes; Spheniscidae. The coding region runs from base 1 to 3081 and encodes 1026 amino acids. The record is from RefSeq and is a predicted model, not a curated record.